Messenger RNA from Thunnus maccoyii (southern bluefin tuna), 5783 nucleotides. It is a transcript of the gene tmem117, whose product is annotated as transmembrane protein 117. Bases 1171 to 2733 code for a protein of 520 amino acids. The transcript is spliced from 8 exons. The record is from RefSeq and is a predicted model, not a curated record. Lineage: Eukaryota; Metazoa; Chordata; Actinopteri; Scombriformes; Scombridae. Gene Ontology annotation, biological process: intrinsic apoptotic signaling pathway in response to endoplasmic reticulum stress.
UUUACCGUACAUGCACAAAUAAUACCGAGGUGCAGGCAAGUAGGACUUCCAUGAAUUUCGGCCGUCCCAUAUCUCACUAUAGGUGCACCGUCAUUUAAGUUGUGUAAUCAGAUAAUUCCUGUCAAGCUUGCUGUGUUAUCUCCCAGAUUCGUACGCAGGGUUGGCGAUGUGACAUUUGGCGUCAUCACAGUUGUGACAUGAGAGGAGAUGUGUGUGUGUGGUCACAGACUUAAAGCUCUUAACACGGUAGUCCAUUCAGAAAUGACCAGAUCUGGCACGAAUAGUGAGGCUGUUCAUUUGCUGUAGCACCAAAGACAGUUUCUAUUGGUCAGCACAAAUGUAAUUUGGAUGGUGGUCCAGAGGAAAAACCAGAGAGUUCAGACGUUGUAUCAUGAACAAGGAUGAUAAAAAUGAUAUUAUAGAUCUAGCAAUUCAACUGUAGUCCUCACUGCUGUUUCAUCAGUGUAUAAUUUGUCCUAUCACCCAUUACCAUAUGCCAUAUGUCCCAGGCUGACUGGCUCUGUGGGUGUCCUUUGGGUGUUCUGGAGUCCCACUCCAUGCAUGUUAGGGACUCUCCUGCCAUAAGCGAUGGCCUCAAAUUUGGAGCAGGUCCCCUGUCACAGAGAACAACUGCCUACUCCUCUUAACGCUUAAGAAGGGUUAAAUGCAUAAAAUGGAUUCCGGAUAUUCUGCAGCACUUUUGUAGUAGAAUGACAAGUUUAGCAUCACCCAAGGUGGCACAUAAUGACAAGACAAACAUGAUGCUGGUGAAAUUUAAUAGCCACAUGGGUCCAGUGUGGCAGCUCUAUUUCUGAAACCAUUGCAUCAUUCCAAAUUCCCACCGUUGGGUAUUUUAGGAAACAGUGUCAAAGCAGGGAACCGGUUUGAGAUGUCCAGUCCUGGAGAGUCAGACCACUCUCAGGGGGCUACAGCAGCGAGUUCAUGGGUGAAUAAUAGUAGUCAGGGUUUUAAAAUACAGGGGGGGCGGACUGCUGGGAAGUUACUCAAGCGCUGCUUGGCAGGUGUUCCAGAGCAAAGCAUCAACGUACUGUGACGAGCACAGAGCAGACAGGCUGAGAGGAUAAGCCUUUUAAAAGCCAGUGAUUUAUAGCUAAGCUGCUUCAAGAUUCUACCUUAUCCAGGUGUAGAGUGGCCGGGGGGCUCAGCAGGAUGGAAAUAGAUGCCCGUUUUCGCUACUAUUUCCAGCACCCGUGGUCACGUCUCAUCGUGGCGUACCUCGUCACCUUCUUUAACUUUCUCAUCUUCGCAGAGGACCCCGUCUCUCACAGUCAGACGGAGGCGCAUAUGAUUGUUGUGGGCAACUGCUUCUCCUUCCUGUUCAACAAGUACCCGGGCCUCGGAUGGAACAUCCUGAAAGUAAUGUGCUGGAUACUGGCCAUUAUCACUGGCCUGUUAGCUGGGAAGUUUAUAUUCCACCGCCAGCUCUUUGGUCGAUACCUGCGCCUGAAAAUGUUCCGCGAGGAUCAUGGCUCCUGGAUGACCAUGUUCUUCAGCACCAUCCUCUUCCUCUUCAUCUUCUCACACAUCUACAACCUUUUCCUGCUGAUGGCUGGGAGCAUGGAACCUCACAUGGUGACAGAAUACAUGGGCAUCAGGAAUGAGAGCUUUAUGAAGAUUGCUGCAGUGGGGACGUGGAUGGGAGACUUUGUCACUGCUUGGAUGGUGACAGAUAUGAUGCUUCAGGAUCAGCACUACCCAGCUUGGGGCAAAGCUGCCAGAAGAUUCUGGAAACAAGGCAACAACAGGAUUGUUCUCUUCUGGACAGUGCUCAUCUCUCUGACGUCAGUAGUGGUUCUGGUCAUCAGCACUGACUGGAUCAGCUGGGACAACCUGAACCGAGGUUUCCUGCCCAGCGAUGAGGUCUCCAGAGCCUUCCUGGCCUCCUUCAUCUUGGUCUUCGACCUUCUCAUUGUCAUGCAGGACUGGGAAUUCCCUCACUUCAUGGGGGACCUGGAUAUGAAUCUACCAGGAAUGUCGACCACGCAUGUGAAGGUCAAGCUUCCUGUCUGCAAGCGUAUCUUUAAAGAGGAGUACCACAUUCAUAUCACAGGUAAGUGGUUCAACUACGGUAUCAUCUUCCUUGUGCUGAUUUUGGACCUCAACAUGUGGAAGAACCAGAUCUUCUACAAGCCCUACGAAUAUGGUCAGUAUGUUGGUCCUGGUGAGAAGAUCUACACAGUGGAGGAGCCAGACACACUCAGGAACUUCAACCACAGCACGCUCACCUACGAGUGGCGCUCCACCAACAUCGAUCCCAGCACCAACUCGACCUACGUGGAGCAGGACAUGUUCCUCCACAGCCGCUACAUCGGAGCCAGCCUGGAUGUCAAGUGCCUGGCCUUCAUUCCGAGCCUAGCGGCGUUUGUCCUCUUCGGGUUCUUCAUCUGGUUGUUCGGGCGAUUUCAGGAUAGCGAGACCUUCACGGAAAAUCAAGACAAGACCUAUGAGCGGAUAAAGAGAAAGUCGCCGUCGGAGUACAGCAAGGAAAUGGGCGUGACACCGGAGGAGAUGCACGUGACCAUGAGUGAUAGUCUGAAACGAUCGGGAAUGCCCAUGCUACUUUCGGUAGAUGGGCCACACUUUGGAGCGACACCCUCUACUAACUCUACUAUUUCCACGGAAACCCAAGAGACACAUCCGAGCAUUGUGAUUGACAAUGCAGCGCAGGAGGAACCAGCAGUCUCUUUUGAUGUCCACAAACUAUCUCCGUGACCUUAUAAACUUUGAACUAUACAACUGCAGACAGGAUGGAUAUGAGAGCCUUGGAGGGCUCAAGAUGUAGUUUGUGAUGAUCUUGAAUUGUUGCUUUUAAUCUAUAAGAUCAGGCAGUAACACAAGAAGGAUGUUUAACACAGGUGACCAUGGGAUUCAAGAGAAAGACAAACUGAUGGUGCAAGAUUUACAAGCUAAUCCUGAUGGCUACUGCAGUUGUAUUGCUUAGAAUAUGUAUUUUUCUAAAACAGUCUUUUUAAAAGCCUCUAAAAUGGCAGCAAUUCUGAUAACAAGCAGAUCUUUUAAAACUGAAUGCAAACUUUUAAUUGACAUGGUGCUCGCUUGGAUUUUGCAUUUUCAUAAUUCAAUUUUGUCAACUAUUUUGGUGCCUAUAUCAGAGGAGUAUUUCUACAGUCAUGAUAGCGCAGUCAGGUGGAUUUUAAUGUAUCACACAGCUACAGUAGUGCCUUGAUAUUUCAUAUGUUGAGAUACAGACAGAAAUCUGACAGUCUAUACAACUAUAGGCAACAAAAUGGAAGAUGUCCUAGUUAUGGUCUGCUAUAUUAAUGUCUUAUAUAUGCUUUCAUAUCAUAUGGACAGCUGUUACCUCGUUUGACUUCACCAUUUUAAUUUAUUCUCUUGCAGCAUCUCGCUUACUCAAUUUCAAAUGUAUCACUCUUGUUUAAAUGACAUGAUUGUGAACAUCAAUGUACACUGAUGACCUAUUCAUAUCCCCUCACUUAAUAUUAGGUGGAGAGCUAAUAAAUGCAAUCAGCAGAGAUCAAAUAGCAAACCAGCAAGCAACCUCAUGAUUGCUUAUGUGGCUGCUGCAUCUGGACUGAAUACCAACUGAGUCAGAAAGGUGGUUUUGCCCUCGGCAUAAACAUACCAUUGAAGUGCAAGGGAGGCUUCUGCUCCAAAGCUCAGGGCUUCUUUAUGUCUAGAUAAACCUUACAAGUUUUAGAGGCAGUUUUUCAGUCAUGGUAAAUGCAUGGAAAAUUGUUUUAUUUAUUUGAAACAUGAUCCUACUGUACAAAAUCCCAGAUUUCAAACUGAAAACUGCAGCAUUAAUCUUUACAUUGGCUUUGACAGUGUUCGCUGCACACACUUGGCAUAUUUUCUUGUGCUACACAGGUUAUUUUAAAGAUGUAUAAUUUGGGUUUUUGUUCCAAAAAAAGUGUGCCCUUUUAGUUGUUUUCUGUAAGGUGCAAAUACUAACUAAAUCAUUACUAUAUUACUAAAUGUAUUUUUCAAUUUCAGUUUGUCACAUUUCAACUCAGAUCUAAAGGAUCACUUUGCAUAGUUUUGUGACCAAAAAUACCAAAUAAUACUAUAAAUAAAAGAAUACAAAUAAUAAAAUAAUACAAAUAAUACUUUGAACAAAUGUCAUUGCAUAAGAAAAUAUACUAUUUAAAGUGGAUAUAUUAAUCAUAGACAGAGUGCAAUGUUAUCUUUCUGUUUCAUUAUAAUAUACUGUAAUGUACUAGAAUAACCCUGAAUAUUAUUUCUCUAAAAAGAGGGAAAAAUGACAAAUAACCGCAUCCUCAGCUGCAGCCCAUUCCUGACAAUGUUUUUUAAACUAAAGAUCCAGUGGUCACCAAACAUUACAGGAAUAUUGAGUCUGGAAUGUGCCACUGGGUUAAUUAUAGACUUUUACAGUGUUUAAAUUAUGAUAAAUUCGAAUCAAUUAAUUUGACACAUUUCAAAAAGCCAUUUCAAAUUAAUUACAUUUACACUUAAAGUAGGGCACUUAUGAACUCAAACUAUCACAGAAUUUGCCAAUUAAUCAUUUUAUUUCCCUAUUCUGUAUUUCAAUUAUGGAUUAAUAAUUGAAUUUCAAAAUGUAAUACAAAAUUCAUUUAAAAAAAAAAAGGUUUUUAAAUUUUGACAUUUUUAUGUUCCAUUUACUUAUGUGUCUGCCUAUCAUAUUCCAUCUCACGAUAUAUUUGUCUGUUGGUUAAACAUUUAAAAUUUCCAUUUCACAAUUGCUUUAAUUUAAAGACGUCUCUUACAUUUUAAUAUGUGUAAACAAUGUGUCACCUAAAAGUUAAAUCCAGAGUCCAAUCAGCAGAGCUCUGUCUAAAGGAGAUAAAAUUAAUUGUGAGUUGGAAUAAAUCAGGCAGACACAUUGGUACAUAGAAUAACAAAACAUACACUUUCAAAAGCAUUUUUAUUAGUAAUUUUGCAAUUCCAUUUAAAUUGUCACUGUUAACAGCAUAAUAGCAUUAAUAAUUGGCACAUUUAAUAAUAUACUUUAUUUGAUUGUUAGUUUAUCAAUACACCAUUUAAACAUACAUUUUAUGAAGUAAUUUAUACAUAUUAAAUUUAUCAUUUACAUUUAAUUGAUUAUAAUGAAACACUGUAAAACUAUAUAAUUAUUUUGGUGGCACACACCAGACUCUAUACAUGAUUCCUUGUGUGUGCAUGUUAGUGUGUAUGUCUGUGUGUGUGUAUGUAUGUGUGUGUGUGUGUGUGUGUGUGUGUGUGUGUGUGUGUGUGUGUGUGGCUGUGUGUGUCCAAUUGUGUCUGUAAAGGAUGUUUUAUACUUAAUAGUGCAUGUUUGUGUGUGAGUGUGAGUGUGUGUGUGUGUGUGUGUGUGUGUGUGUGUGUGUGUGUGUGUGUAUGUGUGCACUGGAAGCUUGUGAAGUGCGUAGGUGUUUGCUACUACACUUGUUUUUGACAAAGGCCAUUCUGUGAAGAGGUCAAUUUAUUUAGCAUAAUUGGUUUGCAGCUCUUGGUUCUGUAAUUAUCCUUUUAUACAUUACUGCUCUAUGAAGACAUUAGAUAUUAGUGUUUCACCAAAGGGCAGAACCUCUUUAGUCUUGAAGAGGUUCUGAUAUAUUUCUAAUGUAUUGUGCUUAGGUUAAAAGUGAGGGAUUCCUGUAUGUUGUUGAUACUGUUUUUCAUUUUGUUUUGUUGCAAAACUGACACUUUGCAUAAAUUCCUGCGUGUUUGUGCAUUUUUAAAUUGGAGGAAAACUCCUUUCAGUGUUUGCUCAGUGUACUGUAUGUCUGUUGAACCUUGUAUUACCAAUAAAUUAAUACAUGUUU